CAAUUUCAUUUUCUCUCCCAUUUAAUAAAUUCACCACAUAGACAUCAUGCAAGCCUCACCCACCCAAGUGUGGCCACUGACCAAAACUCAGCCAGUAGUAUAAAAGUCAUGCACUAAUACACCAUGAAACUGAGAGUAGAGGAUUGGGAACAUAAACUUACAUAGUGAGAAGACAAAAGCAUUUUCUUCAUUUUUUCUUAGCAAGCACUUUUAGAAUGGAAAGCUACGAUUCACAGGGGAAAAUGUGUAUGGUGGGAGAUAACUACAUAUUUACAGUGUAUGUGGGAGAUUUUGCACCAGAAGAAGUGAUAAUAACAUCCACCAAUAAUUUCAUACAAGUCUGUGCAGAAAAGUGCCAAUUCCCAGCUGAUGUGGAUCCAAUGUCAGUCACGUCUUCUCUAGGAAAAAGUGGCAUGUUGAGUAUCAAAGCUCACAAAGCCUGA
Molecule: messenger RNA, 443 nt
Organism: Triplophysa rosa
Lineage: Eukaryota; Metazoa; Chordata; Actinopteri; Cypriniformes; Nemacheilidae
Product: heat shock protein beta-7-like
Exons: 3
Coding region: 216-443 (75 amino acids)
Cellular component (GO): nucleus; cytoplasm
Source: RefSeq, a predicted model, not a curated record